Messenger RNA from Heterobilharzia americana, 1506 nucleotides. NCBI's taxonomy places the organism in Eukaryota, Metazoa, Platyhelminthes, Trematoda, Strigeidida, Schistosomatidae. The record is from the annotation of a GenBank genome assembly.
AUGGCAAGAAAAUAUUCAGGAUUUCUAGUAGUAUUUAUUGCAUGCCAUUACGUCUACACCAGCCUGUCACUGUCUACAAAAAGUGGAUAUACUUGUCGCCCUGGAACUGGUGAAAUACUAAUUCGAAGUUCAUUGCAUCUACACACUGAAACACCAACCAACAGUAACAGUAAAACAACUGACAACAAUGAAAUUCAGUAUUCAUCAAAACAAGGUGUGUUCACAUCACCUCAUUGGCCUAAAUCAUAUGAAUACGGUUCGCGUUGUGUAUACCGUUUUGUAGCAAACAUUGGUGAGAAGGUUCAUAUAAAAUUCGAUCAUUUCCUCUUAUCAGGAGGUAUGCCAAGUUGUUCAGUUGAUUUCCUGGAUGUAUAUAUUGAUGUCGCUUCAUCAACACUGGAUUUAGAUAGACAGACUGCAAUCUUUACACAGGUAUCUUCACCGUCUGUAACGGGUGAACAGCAGACAACAACACCUUUCUCAGCAGCUGUUUAUUCAUCUGUUUUGGAUAAAUCAGACUUAUUAGGUCGAUAUUGUGGCGAUUAUCUCUCGACUAACUCAAUCACAUUCAUCAGUUUACACAGAGAAAUUGUAAUCGACUUCUAUGCUGAACUUGAAAGAGCGGGAAAUCCCUGGUAUAUGACUGGGAAGUUAAGCAGUUACGGUUUCAAUGGAACAUUUGAGUUUAUUAACGAUGAAGCAUUUUAUCCUGGCAAAGCGAUUUCAUCAGCUGAAUUACCCAUACCUUUAGAAGAUGAUUUAACUACAUCCAUAACAGCCACUAGUAAGAGUGGAGGUAGUGUUGGUGUUCCUGCUUCCGUCGGUAGUAAUUGCCGUUUCCGUAUUGAAGCAGAACAUCUAGGGAAAUCAGUGACCGAUGGCAGUUUUCAUCCUAAUGGUCUUCUUUGUGCAUAUCAGUUAGUUGGUCUUCCACAUCAUCGAAUUCAUUUGGAUGUUCUGGAUAUAAGUUUGUACUCAGGAUCACCAGGAUGUCCGAAAGAUUUCAUUCAGUUUUAUGAUGGAUUUCAAAUCGACAAUACAAGUAUCAGUGAAAAUUCUAUUGGUCAACGUUUAUGUGAUACUUCAGAGCAUAAUAUGCAUAUUGUAUCUAGUGGGCCAAGUUUAGUCAUCUUGUUUGUAACUGGUCAAAUACAAUUAAGCCAUGUAAAUAGCAAUAAUGAGCAUAAUAUGAUGACAAAUAUUGUGAAUUCAAGUCGUCGAGGGGUUAGAUUACGCUACACGUUUACAAAAAAGUUACUACCCGUCAGUGAAAUACCUGGAGGUGAACAUAUUCGUGGAACAGAAUGUGACUAUCUAAUAAACCGCCAAGAUUCAAUGGAAAAGCAACUUGAAUCACCCACAAUGAAUAAUCAUUUUGUUUUAACACCGAACAGAGUAUGCAAUUUCAUUUUUAUCGGUGGUCAAUUCAAGCAUUUCAUUGAAACUGUUUCGAUUGGAUUUGAACGAAUUGAACUGCCAAAACCGAGAGAAGGAAGCAAUAUGUAA